UCUUCAGACAAUCUAACACACACAUACACAUACACAUACACAUACACAUACAGAAGUUUCAUCAUGCACUGCUCUCCUAAGACGGUGUUCUUGUUCCUCCUCUCCUGCAUUGUGCUGAUUUCCAACUACGGCCUCCUCACCGCAGCAAGUAACGUUGGCUUGAACUACGGCCUCCUCGGAGACAAUCUCCCGACUCCAUCAAAUGUUAUCAACCUCUACAAGUCCAUUGGCAUUACCAAAGUCCGUAUCUUCGACCCAAACACCGAUGUUCUUAAUGCCUUACGUGGCCACCACGACAUUGGAGUCACCGUAGGCGUCAAGGACCAAGACUUGGCUGCUCUUUCAGCCAGCGAAGAAGCUGUUAACGGCUGGUUCGCUACCAACAUCGAGCCUUACUUAACCGACGUCAACAUCACGUUCAUUACCGUAGGUAACGAAGUCAUCCCUGGACAGCUCGGUCCUCAGGUUCUUCCCGUCGUGACGUCUCUCACCAACCUCGUCAAGUCUAGGAAUCUUCCUAUCUCCAUAACCACUGUUGUGUCCAUGGCGAACCUCGGACAGUCCUACCCACCUUCCGCGGGAACGUUCACGUCCCAAGCGCGUGAACAACUCACCCCGGUGCUUAAGUUUUUGUCUCAAACAAAUACGCCAAUCCUCGUCAACAUCUACCCUUACUUCCCUUACGCAACCGACCCGGUGGACAUUCAUCUCGACUACGCCGUUUCCAAGAGCGAGGCCGUCGUGGUCCAAGAUGGACCAUUGGGAUAUUCAAACAUGUUUGAUGCAAUGUUCGACGCGUUCGUGUGGGCAAUGGAGAAGGAAGGCGUGAAGGAUUUACCAAUGGUGGUGUCUGAGACCGGGUGGCCGUCCGCUGGAAACGGGGAGCUUACCACGCCGGAUAUUGCAGCUACUUAUAAUGGAAACUUUGUGAAGCAUGUAGUUAGCGGCAAAGGGACACCGAAGAGGCCUAACAGUGGCGUCGACGGGUUUUUAUUUGCAACGUUCAAUGAGAACCAGAAGCCGCCCGGGACUGAACAGAACUUUGGAUUGUACAAUCCUGUUGACAUGAAACCCAUCUAUAAGCUAUUUUGAGUGUGAACGUUUAUUUGACUUUCCCGACUUUUUUUAUACAAAUUAUAAUGGUCUGGUUAUUAAACUCCUUAUAAAAAAAAUGCCCUGGUUGUUUUUUUGUAAAGAUUAACAACAAUACUGAAUACCCCAUGUAAUCAACUAUUGGUUUCGAU
Raphanus sativus (radish) is the source of this 1244-nucleotide messenger RNA. Its product is annotated as probable glucan endo-1,3-beta-glucosidase BG4. Gene Ontology annotation, biological process: carbohydrate metabolic process. The transcript has a single exon. The record is from RefSeq and is a predicted model, not a curated record. Gene Ontology annotation, cellular component: plasma membrane. NCBI's taxonomy places the organism in Eukaryota, Viridiplantae, Streptophyta, Magnoliopsida, Brassicales, Brassicaceae. Gene Ontology annotation, molecular function: hydrolase activity, hydrolyzing O-glycosyl compounds. The coding region runs from base 64 to 1092 and encodes 342 amino acids.